AUGGUAGAGAGAGUGGGCGUGGCGUCUACCGACGCUUUUGAAUCGACUCAAAAGGCAGCAGCGAUAGCGGGUGUGGCGGUGGUGAAGGGAGCGGGCGUGGCGUCGGAAGCGGGGAGCACUGCUGUCGACCUCGUGUCUGUCAUGCCCGCUAGCACCGACCCCUCUCCUCUCAAGUCGUUCUCCCACUGGCCUCUCUCCAGCGCCCACCCGCUCCUCACAGCCGGCUCAGCUCGCCGCAACCGCUCCUCGCUCUCCCUCACCACGCUCUCCGACCUGAAUGCUGCAUCCCUCGCGCUGCACCCCGCCCCCUUCGCCCUGCUCGCCCCUGCCACGCCCACCUCCCCCUGCCGCCCCUUCUCCUUCUCCACCUCCUUCACCUUCCGCAUCUCCUCCCCCAACGCCGGGGGGCUGGGCGGCGAGGGCUUGGCGUUUGUGAUGCUGCCGACGCCCACGCUCGGGCUGCCGGGGCCGUCCCUGGGCUACGGGCGCCUGCUGCUGCCUCCGGGGAGCACGACUGCUGCAGCUGCUGCUGCUGAUGGUUCCAGUGUCAGCGGUGCAGCUGUGUCAUCUCAGCAGCACAGGAGUCUGGCAGUGGAGUUUGACACAUGCGCCUCCCCGGAGUUCUGGGACCGGCAGGAGCACCACGUGGGGGUGAACCUGCACGGCAGCAUGCUCUCUCUCGCCUCUGCCCCCGUGCACCCCGUCGGCAUUGCCUCCCUCAACGCCGGUCAGACCCUCCUCGCCACCAUCCAAUACAACGCCUCCUCCUCCCAGCUCUCCGUUUGGCUCUCCCCAGCCCCACCCUCCUCCGCUCCCCGCUCGUCCCCUCGCCCCACCCCUUGCUUCCCUCGCUUCCCUGGUUUCCCUCUGUUGCCUCGCUGCUCCUCCUCCUCCUCCUCCUCCUCCUCCUCCUCCUCCUCCUCCUCCUCCUCCUCCUCCUCCUCCUCCUCCUCCUCCUCCUCCUCCUCCCCCUUCUCCCCUCCUCUCCCCCGCUCUGCCGUCCUCACCACGUUCCUGGACAGCUGCGAGUGGCUCGGGGGGAACGACCCGGAAGCAGCAGCAGCAGCGCCGCCCCCGGCGCUGUUUGUGGGCUUCACAGCGGCUACUGGCAAGGGGUUGGAGCAGGCGCAGGCGCACGAGGUGCUGGGGUGGAGUUUCCAAGUCGGGGAAGCGGAGGAUCCGCUUUCGUUUUGGGCGGCAGACUCGUUCUCCUUCCCCUACAUCACGCCAGCCACUCCCCUGCUGACACGUGGCAGCACAAGGAAGCGUUUCUUCGCCGCCGACCUCUCGGUCGCUGCUGACGUGGCAGCCACCAGCCAAUCAGACGAUCCCGCCCCUGGAGCCAUCUUCUUCCCUCGCCGUCUCCCCCUCCUCUACCCCUCCUCCUCCCCUCCCUUCCCCCCUCCUCCUUUUCCUCUUCCUCGCAGCUCCCCCAGCUCCUCUCCUUCCUCCUCCCUCCCUCAACCCUCAGCCUCCGAACCUCCCGCCUGCAUGGCCCGCUCGUUCACCUUCACAUACGGCUUCUCCAUUAACGUAUCCGCGUCUCAAGGUCUCGCAUUCGUUAUAAGCACACAUGCAGGCGUGGGCCUAGGCGGGGCUUAUAUGGGGUACGGCCGGGACCCGUCCUCGCGACUCGCUAAUGGCAGCUGGCCGGACGGCGCGCGGAGUGUAGCUGUGGAGUGGCGCACUGUAACAAACCCAGAAGGCAAUAGAAAUGGUGUAAAGGUCGGCGUGACCACUGAUUUCAACAUGACAUCGGUUUUCGCAAAGGAAUCGCCUUAUGUGAUGGAGCCCGAGGAGGUGUGGCAGAUGAGGGUUGACUAUAACGGGAGCAGCAAGGAGAUGGCGCUGAGAUGGUACCGCCCCCCUUUUCUGCGAGGCAUCAUGAGGGUCUCUAUAGACCUUGCUGCCCUCCCUCCUCCCUCCGGCCGCCUGCCUUCCCCCGUCACCCUCUUCUCCUGGACCUUCAGAUUCACAGACACAGACCCCUGCCAGGGUUCUCCAGUGCUGCCCUGUGGAACGGGCGUGUGCAGCAAGGCACCUGCACCGUGGGACUCGUCUAUUCUCAUGCCCUCCUGCAAGUGCCCCUUCAAUCUCCCCUCCUUCGAGCCCUCGCACCUCUCCGGCCUGCCCUCCUGCUUCCCCGAUUCCUUCAGGUGUCGCCAUUUCAUUCGCAACCCGUGUGCCCCGGGGGUGUGCAUUGAUGACAUAGACGGCACCUACUCCUGCCUCUGCCCCUCGCCCUUCUUCGCAUUCUACUUCUAUUCGAAAGGCACUGCCCGCUGUAACCAGUUGAGAUUGUUUGAGCUGCGAAUGCCCACCUUCCUGUCUCCCUACGGCCUCACAUGCCCUCUCAUCCUCAACACUUACGGACUCACCCAAGCGGCCUUCUUCCGCCAAAAUAAGGGUGACUCGUGUGACUCCAUCAACGCCCUCUUCUCCACGCGCAUUCAACCGCUCAACCCCGCCCUCAGCUGCUCUGAUGGGCCCAGACCCGGCCAGCUCCUCUGUGUCGACUUCAACCGGACGUGGCUAGACCUGGAAAAGAGCCGCGUGGCAUGCCAAGUCUCUGUACAAAUCACCCCAGCCAUCACCACAACCCCAGCCACACCCCCUCCCCUAGCCGAGUACAUGAACCAGGGCGUGCUCGUGAAGGUGCUGCAGGGCCCGCAGUCCUGCCAGCAGCUGUGGCGGGCGUUUGGCGUCGCCUCCCCCACGCGCUUCUUCCAGAUGAAUCCCGGGCUGUCGUGCGACUCGCUGCAGCCGUUCAGCCCCCUGCAGGGGAAUAUGAUUAGUAGGGUUUGUGUGGCUGCUGUUGACGCCCGGCCACUCUCUGGCACUACAUGCUGUGCUUGCUUGGGGCCAAAGGUGGACCCCAAGAAGCGGCCGCCCCACUGA
Closterium sp. NIES-65 is the source of this 2898-nucleotide messenger RNA. The record is from the annotation of a GenBank genome assembly. Lineage: Eukaryota; Viridiplantae; Streptophyta; Zygnematophyceae; Desmidiales; Closteriaceae.